Messenger RNA from Pollicipes pollicipes, 910 nucleotides. RefSeq names its product muscle-specific protein 20-like. Gene Ontology annotation, molecular function: actin filament binding. Lineage: Eukaryota; Metazoa; Arthropoda; Thecostraca; Pollicipedomorpha; Pollicipedidae. Gene Ontology annotation, biological process: actin filament organization. The record is from RefSeq and is a predicted model, not a curated record. Gene Ontology annotation, cellular component: actin cytoskeleton.
GCUCGGAAGCCUCACUCCCGUCACAGUACCGUGAGAGUCAGCUGGGUGUGGCGUCAGCGUCGGAAGGGCAGUGAUCAUGCCGCGUGUCGGGACUGCUGGACGUCGUGAGCCUCACCUGGAGGCCGACGUCAAGGAGUGGAUCGAGGCCGUCACCGGCGAGAAGUGGCCCGCUGGCGCCGACUAUGCCGCGGUCCUUAAGGACGGCGUCGUCCUGUGCAACCUCAUCAACAAGCUUGCCCCCGGAUCCAUCAAGAAGAUCAACACCACCGGUACUUCCUUCAAGAUGAUGGAGAACAUCAACAACUUCCAGAGGGCGAUGCUGGCCUACGGCUGCACGGACGUGGACGCCUUCCAGACCGCCGACCUGUUCGAGGGCAAGGACAUUGCCGCCGUCACCAACUCCAUCUUCGCGCUCGGCCGUCAGACGUACCUCCACGCCGAGUGGAAGGGGCCUUGGCUUGGUCCGAAGCCGGCCGAAGCGAACGUGCGCGAGUUUGACGACGAGACGAUCGCCGCUGGCAAGACGGUGAUCGGCCUGCAGGCUGGCACCAACCAGGGCGCCUCGCAAGCCGGCCAGAACAUCGGCGCCGGCCGCAAGAUCAUCCUGGGCAAGUAGGCCGCCCGGCACCGAUCGCCCCGGUGUCUUGUCUUGUGUGCUUGGCGCCGGGGGUCAGACACUGUCUGCCAGCGGGUCCACAGCGGAAUUUCGGUCACAAGCUCUCCGCCAGGUGUCGAGCUAAAACGGCUCGACGCGCAGCCACCAACUUGUCACGUGUUUUCACGAUGUUUCAUAAAGAAUAUUGGUUGAGGUGAUUAAUUCAUGAUCCAUAGAACGGCGGUAGGCAUACCAAUGCGCGCGCGGUAUUUGUCAGGAAACAAUGCAUCAACAAAUACAGGUUUGAAAACUUUC